Messenger RNA from Dicrocoelium dendriticum, 817 nucleotides. Lineage: Eukaryota; Metazoa; Platyhelminthes; Trematoda; Plagiorchiida; Dicrocoeliidae. The record is from the annotation of a GenBank genome assembly.
GUUUUGUCAUUCGUCUGGAGGAAAUGCGCCAGUCUAUUCGCAUCAUGGAGCAGUGCUUGAACAAAAUGCCGCCUGGUGACAUCAGGAUUGAUGACGCGAAGAUCUCUCCUCCAAAGCGAUCCGAUAUGAAAUCUUCCAUGGAAGCCUUGAUCCACCACUUCAUACUCUUCUCCGAAGGUUAUCAGGUCCCUCCUGGUUCUACUUACACUGCGAUUGAAGCACCCAAGGGAGAAUUUGGCGUUUAUUUGGUUUCCGAUGGAAGUAGUCGACCUUACAGAUGCAAAAUAAAAGCCCCAGGAUUUGCACAUUUAGCAGCGAUAGAUAAAUUAUGCCGUGGGUUCCUUUUGGCCGAUGUGGUCGCUGUGAUCGGCACCUUGGAUAUCGUCUUUGGUGAAGUGGAUCGAUGACCGUCGACACUGUAAUCAACAACAUUUCUUGUGCUGUUUUCCUCUUGCUCGUUCUGAACGACGGCUGUGGAAACUACACCCGACUUACUGUUAUAGCCUUUAUUACUAUCAAUACAACUAUUGAUACAGCACAAUUUCCCCCCAUUUCCUCUUUGUUAUAGUGAAAUGUCUCUUCGUGAUGUAGUACUGUCAGUCAUCUUUCAAUUGUUGUCAUUUUUUAUAGACUCAUGGACUCCGACGUCUACUUCGGUGGAUUGCAUGCCAGCACUGUUUAUCCAUGAUGCUGCGGAAACAAUUUGUCAGAUGUCCAUUUCCUCCAUAUUUUUGCAUCCUGCCUCAAUAAUUUGUUUUAAGGCAAGAACCGUUCUGUACCCCACCUUCUUUCAAUUCUAUCUCAUUCGCAGCGCCCA